Trifolium pratense (red clover) is the source of this 2093-nucleotide messenger RNA. RefSeq names its product cysteine--tRNA ligase 2, cytoplasmic-like. Bases 149 to 1813 code for a protein of 554 amino acids. The record is from RefSeq and is a predicted model, not a curated record. Lineage: Eukaryota; Viridiplantae; Streptophyta; Magnoliopsida; Fabales; Fabaceae. Gene Ontology annotation, biological process: cysteinyl-tRNA aminoacylation. Gene Ontology annotation, molecular function: cysteine-tRNA ligase activity; ATP binding. Gene Ontology annotation, cellular component: cytoplasm. The transcript is spliced from 10 exons.
AAGGAAAAAAAACGAAUCAUCAUAAUAAAAACAGUAAAGAAUCUCUCCAUCAUCAAGAAAGUAAAUUGAAAAUCACGUUACAUACAAAUUGUAGCAAAAUUAGGUCAAACUCGGUUGUGUGGUGCAGACGACGACGGCGGCGGCAGCUAUGGCGGACGAACGAGUUGAGUUGAGGCUGUACAAUUCGAUGACUAGAGAGAAGGACAUCUUCAACACCAAAGUACCUGGCGAGGUUUCCAUGUAUGUCUGUGGAAUCACUGCCUAUGACUACAGUCAUCUCGGUCACGCACGUGCUGCCGUUUCUUUCGAUAUCCUCUAUAGGUACCUUAAACAUUUGGGCUAUGAGGUGACAUAUGUGCGGAAUUUUACUGAUGUUGAUGACAAGAUAAUUAACCGAGCCAAUGAGACUGGUGAGGAUCCCUUGGCGUUAAGCAACCGUUUUUGCGAUGAAUAUAAUGUGGAUAUGUCGGAUCUUCUGUGUGAGAGACCGUCUAAGGAGCCCCGUGUUUCUGAACACAUUGAUGAGAUAAAGGACAUGAUUACGAAGAUUAUCGACAAUGACUAUGCAUAUGUGGUUGACGGAGAUGUUUUCUAUUCUGUUGAAAAAUUCCCAAACUAUGGCAUGCUGUCGGGGCAAAGGGUAGAAAAUAAUAGAGCCGGUGAACGAGUUGCUGUUGACUCGAGAAAGCGUCACCCAGCUGAUUUUGCUUUGUGGAAGACUGCUAAGCCUGGUGAGGUCAGCUGGGACAGUCCGUGGGGUCCUGGAAGGCCUGGAUGGCACAUUGAAUGCAGUGCAAUGAGUGCUUGUUAUUUAUCUCAUAAAUUUGAUAUUCAUGGUGGUGGAAUGGAUUUGAUCUUUCCUCAUCAUGAAAAUGAGAUUGCACAAAGCUGGGCUGCAGACAACGAGAGUCAUAUCAGUUAUUGGUUGCACAAUGGGCAUGUGACCACUAACAAUGAGAAGAUGUCGAAAUCCUUGGGCAAUUUUUUCACUAUUCGCCAGAUCACUGAGCGUUACCAUCCACUUGCUUUGAGACACUUCUUGAUUAGUGCUCAUUACAGAUCUCCGCUAAAUUACUCCAUCGCACAGCUGGAGACUUCAUCUGAUGCUGUUUAUUAUAUAUUUCAGACUCUUGAAGAUUGUAAAGAUGCUCUGUCAUCAUUUCUACAAGAGGACUCUGAGAAGAAAGAAAAGGCGCCUCAAAUUAAUGAUGCUGCCAAGGAGUGUAUUAAGAAGUUGAAUGUCGAGUUUCAAACAAAAAUGUCAGAUGACUUGCAGACACCAGUAAUACUAACCGGUGCUCUCCAAGAGGCCUUGAAAUUUGUGAACAGUUCUUCGAAGAUGCUGAAGAAAAAGAUGCAGAAAAAAACACAAUUGCAAUUGGUUCAAUCCCUAUUGGAAGUUGAGAAAGAAGUUAGAAAAGUUUUGAAUGUACUAGGAUUAUUGUCCUCUUUGUCCUAUGCCGAGGUUCUGCAGCAGUUCAAAGAAAAGGCGUUGAAGAGAGCAGGUUUGACAGAAGAUGAAGUGCUAAAUCUGAUUGAAGAAAGAAGGCAAGCUAGGAUUAAUAAGGAUUUUGCCAAGAGUGAUGAAGUUAGAACUGGUUUAACUGCAAAGGGUAUUGCACUUAUGGAUGUCGGCAACGAAACAAUUUGGAGGCCAUGCAUCCCAAGUGAACCAACUGCUGCACAAGCUGUUCAGACAGACAACAAGGCACCCAAAGUUGAGGAAAAAUUGUCGACACUUGCAGUGAGUGAAAAUGUGGAGGAAAUACCCGCGGAUCGCGAAGGGAAUGGUCCACAUGCACCAUCAACAUAAAGGUGGCACUGAUAUCCCUCUAUAGCUAUAUGAUUUAACACAGAACUAUGUUAUAAUUUAUUCAAUGAUUUAACACAAUGCUUCAAGAUUGUAUAUCAAUUUGAGGUUAUCACCAAUUGUACACUUUUUAGGUGUUUUUAAGGUCUUGCCAUAGGGUUUAGUUUUACUGGCUGUGAGAGUUACACGAAUAGAGUCUCACAAAGUGAUUGAUAAUUUUUGUUUAAAAAUAUUAUUUAAAGUUUUGCUAUAGACACAUAGAAGCUGGAGCAUUGUUCUAAAA